GAAUACUGGGUCCCAAAACCCCAGCAUGUUCCUCCCAGCGACAAAUCAAUUCCACCUUAACCCAUAAAGGAACCGAGCGCAGGAAAUGCCUUCGCUACUGUGCGGCCGGCAAGGAGCUGUCUAAUAAGACCAAUCAGGGACAGGCUUUCAUGGCAACUUUUAAGGACUCUCCUGCGAGCGUGUGAAGUUUUCCCUGGCAGGAAACAGGCUUGUGAGGAAGAAUUGCUGGUACCUUUGUGCUGGCUGCAGGCAGGAUACAGAGCAGGGGAAGGACAUGCGCCCUGAGCCUUCUCACUCCCAGAGGCAGGAAACCUACAGGAAAGAGCGAGUUGCUGCUGCUGUUGCAGCUGUUGCAGCCGCCUGAAGCCACUUGCUCCGCUGUGUAACGCACUGGGCAGACAAUCCAGGCACAGGGCUCUGGAACAACCGGGAGGGAAGAUGGCGACGCUGGGAAGCGAGUGUCAGGCUUUCUGUGCCCUCUCAGGCAGUGCUCUGCUCCCAGCCCAGCUCCAGCACAGCGCUGCCGGGGGGGUCACUAACUUCAGCCUCAAGCUGCCGGUCAACCGGGGACUGGAACGAGCCUUGGAGGAGGCUGCCAGCUCGGGGGUGCUGAAUGUCAGUGCCAGGAAGCUCAAGGAAUUUCCCCGAACUUCAGGGAGCCCAGACCUGUCGGACACUGUGCGGGCAGAUUUUUCAAAAAAUAGGCUGACUGAAGUUCCUGUGGAAGUUUGUCAGUUUGUGUCACUGGAAGCACUGAACUUGUACCAUAACUGUAUCAGAAUAAUUCCCCAUGCUUUUGUAAACCUGCAGAUGUUGACGUAUUUAAACAUUGGUCGGAAUCAGCUUUCCUCUGUGCCAGCCUGCGUAUGUGGUCUUCCUCUUAAAGUUCUUAUUGCAAAUAAUAAUAAGCUUGGUUCUCUGCCAGAGGAAAUAGGUCAGCUGCAGCACCUAAUGGAAUUGGAUGUCAGCUGCAAUGAAAUCGCAUCUUUGCCGCAGCAAAUUGGCCUUCUGAAAUCUCUUAGAGACCUGAAUGUACGACGAAAUCAUUUAAAGGCCCUACCUCCAGAAAUUGUUGAUCUUCCCUUAGUGAAGCUGGAUUUUUCCUGCAAUAAAGUGCUGGUUCUGCCACUUUGUUUUAGAAAAAUGGUGCAAUUACAAGUUUUAAUACUUGAGAACAACCCACUCCAGUCUCCUCCUGCGCAGAUUUGUAUCAAGGGCAAAGUACACAUAUUUAAAUAUUUAAGCAUGCAGUCUUGCCAGAUGGAAAAAACUGGGGAUGGAUUUUAUCUUCAUUCUUUAGAAAGACCAAAUCUGCCACAACAUGUGGAAGAAAGUGGCAUUGAAGACAUCUUUCCAGCAAAAAAGGAUUCAGACUCGGGCGUUGGCAGCGAUAGUGGUGAGAAGCGUUUAUCUACAAUAGAGCCUUGUGAUGAGGAUUCUACAAGCCCAAGUGUGCCAAUGUCAGAUAUCUUGGAAGAGGAAAACCUUUUGAAAGAAGACAUUGUUGAACAACAGUUGAACAACUUGCUGCAAGUUGAAUCUCCGCAGAAUUCCCUCUCGAGUGCAUCUGACAGAGCAUACCAGAAUGAGACAGAGACCCUCCAAAUGGAAUAUCUGCAGUAUGAGGGAAGCAGGUCUGCGUUUGAUGAACCUUUGCAAAUUCAGGAGGAAUCGCCUUGGCUAAUAGAAAACACUAGAAAUGCUUCAGAAAAACAGGAGCUCAAUGCAACAAUGAUAGACCAACUGAGGGAAGCCGUUGUCAUGUUGCAAGAUCCAACAAGGUUAAGUUUGGAAAUUGAAGACACCGUUAACGUUUACCCAUUAGAACGUAUUCCAGAAUCUGCUUUGAAUGAUACAUCAGUGAAUGGACAAGUAGAACUCCAGAUGUCUCCAAUCUUACAGAAUGACAUGACCAUUGAGACACUGGCAUCACAAAAUUCCCCUCAAGAGACUGAAAAUAGCACUCCAACGCUAUCACCAGUACAUAGCACAGCAGCCUUUGGCCUUAAACCUCGAUCAGACCCGUCCCUCACUCUUCCUCCUAUCUCCUUCAACAAACUUACACAGGCACAAAAUUGGGACAGCAAUAACAUGGAUAUCUCAGCUGAAGGAGGCAUUGACAAUGUCUUCAUCAGACCACAGAGGAAUCUGGAAUCAGUAGAUCCUCAGUUUACAAUACGAAGAAAAAUGGAACAAAUGCGAGAAGAGAAAGAGCAUGUAGAUCAUUUGCGGGAGAAUAUAGAAAUCAGGUUAAAGAUGGGCCUGCCUAAUGACUUGGGACCUGCUCUGAUGGAUGGGGUUGUUCUAUGUCAUUUAGUUAAUCAGAUCCGACCUCGGUCAGUGGGGAGUAUCCAUGUGCCUUCGCCAGCUGUGCCAAAACUUAGCAUGGCCAAAUGCAGAAGAAAUGUUGAAAACUUCUUAGACGCUUGUAGAAGAAUGGGAGUACCUGAGGAAAAACUGUGUUUGCCACAUCAUAUUUUAGAAGAAAAGGGUUUGGUGAAAGUGAGCGUAACAGUGCAAGCACUUAUAGACGUAACCACUACCAAACAAGCUUUAUUUCUAUGAAACAUGUUCAUGCGGGUGAAUGUGACUGUAGCACUGUGCUCCGUAUGGGGAAGAGCCAGAGAGAAGCUGCGCACAACACACAGGCUGGCCCCCAACACCGCUCCAUACUGGAUUCCCUGGACUGGAGGGCAGCAUUCAGCAUUCCAGAAGCACAGAGCGGGUUAUGCACAAAACAUUUGCCUAUUCUCAUCCACUGGGGUAACAAAGGUGGCGGAGCAGUUUUUUUUUUCUCUCAGAAAACAGUAUUGCAAACAGAACAAGGGGGGCACAGAACUCAUCCUGCUGUCACAGUGUGUGAUACACAUCUAUACACGCAAGUGCAAUGCACUGAUAGGAUUCUACAAGGACACUUGCUUAUGUGCUGAACUGAUAUAUACAUAUAAAGGGAAUACCCCACACUGCCACAAAGAUGAUUUGCUUGGGUACAGCUACUGGCCAGCAACAUGCUUUAUCAUUGGCUUGGACCUGACUGAUUUGGCUUGGACCUGAUUUGUCCACCAGCAAUAGUAAGCAAAGAAGACCCAGGAAAGUGCUAUCACUUGGCACAUGCAUUGAUAGUGGGUGGGGGCUCUUCAACCUAAGCACAAGGUAUUUCACUCAAUCCAAAUUCUCUCUCCCAUGUUGCACUGAUUUUUCAGAGGAUUUCACCAUGGUCCAUAACCUGUCUGGGGGUUGUAACACUGGUAACAUAUUGGUUCUGACCAGUAUAUGAACAGACUCUUGGGGUUUUUGUGUGGGCCAAUGAGCUGGCUUCAAACACUUGUGGAGUAAACAUAAGUGACAGGAACUAGACAGCCAUAUGCAAUGUGGUUAAGGCACUUAUAGUGUAAUUUUUAGAAGGUGUGAGCAAGCAAGUGGCUAAUAUGGUUACAUGGGAGCUAUGUGUUUGGCUCUGUGUAACAGAAGAUCAGGGUCAGUUUGAAGCCACCAAGCCAUAUAUGUAUAUGCUUUUUGUUUAACAAAUUCUGUUGUUUCAUGUGGGCACAACAAUUACAUCUAGGGCUUUCUUAUAAUAGUUUGGGAGGUAAUGAGCUCUGUCCAACCCAUGUUGCAUUUGUUGCUGAAUACACAAUUCCCAGCAUCAUAGCCAGCUGAUGGGAUGCAAGUUUACUCCAGCUGCCUUAAUGUAUUGCAUGUAGCCAAAAAGGUAGGAAGCUCUGGUGCUUUGGGCAACGGACAUGCCAUGUGUGUAGGGUUUAGGGUUUAUCAGCGCGGGUGCUCAUUGCUGGUGUUGGCGCAAUACAAAGUGUUCCAGUGUAAUCACUCCACUUUAUCCAUGUGUUUCUGUUGAAUGGGGAUGACGGACACCAAAGCUGAAUACAUUCAAAGCAGAUCAAGAUCUAUGUUUUUCUGCAUUCGUUGUCAGUUCCUAGCGCUCCAGGGAUGAGUUGGCCCAUUUACUACUUCUGAAUAUCAGGUUCUAUGUGCAAAUGGCACAGGGGUCCCACAAGUAUCAGUUCAUUCUGCUAAACUCUCUAUUUAUGUGAAUAUUAUUUAUUAGGGAACAUAUUCAUCCUUUUUGGGUGCAAACUGUACAUUAUGAACAUAUCCUUUAUUACUGCUUUUUUGUGGUCCUUUUAUAUUAUCUUAUAUGGGGUUGCUUUAUUCUGCUUGUAAGCCCUUCUGCCUCAUAGUUCUCUGUUUGAUUCACUUUAAGGAGGUUAUAAUAAAUAGAAGGGAAGCACUAAUAGCUGAUAUAGGAUCAAAAGCCGGAGCUGUCUUUAUGGGUCCCUGGCUCUUCAAAUUCUGGGGCCCCCACAGAGGCUUAGCUGUACGUAGGAAAAAUAAGGGACAGUGGGUAUAUGGAAAAAAGAUGGCAGUGUUAGAGUAAAAUGAUGACAAUAACAUCUAAAUCAGUGUUGUCCAAGCUGUGGUGGUUCAGAUAUUGUUGCAUACAACUCAGGGGUUGAUAAAAUGUAUUAGCAAAUCAUUAGGAGAGACAGGCACAAGUAUAGGUGGUCACGAUGUUGAAUAUCCCAUGACAAGAAUUGCCAAAGCACACAGGGAGUGGGAGGGACGGAUAUUCCGAUAUUGCUGCUAGAAGGUCUGUUCAACAACUUGUAGAUGGUCUCUAAUUUCUUGGUAUAGGGCAUCUAUAAUUGCAUAUUCCAUAGGUAAAACAUACUAAUUACCCAAGAAGUGAUGCUGUUGGUUGCUACAUGGAUAGAUAUACUAUGUACAGAACAUACUCCUCAGAGCACUGUGCAAGAGUUACUCUGUACUGCGCAGCAUUUCUAGCUGACAUGGGGGCUGUUGGUUGAGGCUACAAAAACAAACAUUGCCAUUUUGUGGUGAGUGUGGAGAUAAUACUAAUGUCAUUUGUUUUAUUUAAGUAUGUUAAAGCAUGACAACGUUAUAGGCAAAUGAAUGAUCUGCCUCCCAGCACUUUAGGUUGAAGUGAAAGGAGCCAGCUGUGACAGUGUUGGCCCAAGCAGGAUUCUCAUGUGAGAGUUAAUCUCCCCUCCGGCUCAUAGAACUAAACAUUGCUAGAAAGGAGUGGUGUCGGCAUCAGAAUGGAUGCUCAGUCCUGUUGGCACUGCCUCUCAAUGCAAUCUUACAUAAGAUGGUGAUUAAUAUUCUUUUUCUAGUUACUCGUGAAUAUUAUUAUAACAGGAAAUUCAUGAUUCCGCUCCAGCAAUAACAGCCAUUGUGUAGAACCUACUGCACUCUGGGCCUUUCCAAAAUCAAUCCCAAUCUAUACAAUUAAGAUGAUUAUGUGGCUUCAUUUCCUUUCAGCUUGUGUUUUUAUUCAUUGUGGGAGACCUAACUUUAUAUAUCCUUCCUACACAAGUAUUGAUCCUUGUGCUGUGUGGCCCAUUCAUUAGGCUUAUGUAAGCCAAUUUUCUUCUCAUUAACACUACAAGCCCUAAGAAUAGCGAAGGGUUUCUCUGUCUAACAGAGAUAAUAACAGAUUCCAAGCUCUUGGGUGCCUGAAUUGCUUGAGCCUUGAAGGGGCUGUCUAACAGGGGAACUAAUGCUUAACCUUAUGUUUUUGUGCCUCUGUACCAGCCCAAGGCAACCACAACCCUUUAGCAGGGAAGAUCUGUGCCUCCAAAGAUGCCCCAGUAGCUC
Messenger RNA from Xenopus tropicalis (tropical clawed frog), 5637 nucleotides. It is a transcript of the gene lrch1, whose product is annotated as leucine-rich repeats and calponin homology (CH) domain containing 1. The transcript has 20 exons. Lineage: Eukaryota; Metazoa; Chordata; Amphibia; Anura; Pipidae. The record is from RefSeq and is a predicted model, not a curated record. Bases 439 to 2565 code for a protein of 708 amino acids.